UUUUGUUCCCUUGCAGUAUAAAUAUUGAUAUAUCCUUUUGCCACUGUUUAAAUGGUAGUUCUAAAGUUAAAACAGGAAUUGUCUGGAACAAAAAUAACAACCUAGGAUUUCCUUAUUUUGAUUGCCUGGCUGUUAGCCACUUGGGAACUGAGGCUAAUAAAUAUCAAGCGAGAGGAACAGAUAAGACAGAAGGCUGGAGCUUUUGCACUGAAGAAGAGGAAGCUGCUGUUCAGUCCACAAUGAGGCAACUUGCUCUCUUGCUUCUGCUCUCAGCUUUCGUCCCAGAGGCCUAACUGUGUAAGCAGAAGAUCAGGUGAUGGCAGCAACACUAUUGGCUCGAAAGCAAAUUCACACAGCCCCAUAUAGUUGUAAAGUGAUGAGUCAAAGUAUCUGGCUGACGCACAGAGGGGACUGAUGAACACUUCUCCUGCCUAUGUUAUUUCCUGCCCACUCCUCAAACCACUUCCCCAAUCACCCUUCUAGCUGGGUUUCAGAUGCAGAAAAUGCCACCCUGGCAGUGACAGCUGCUUCACUUCACUGAAGCAGGACAUCCUCAAUCUUCUAGAUAAAUGGGGAGGGACUUCCUGCCUUCCAAACUCUCCACAGAAGACCCUGCCUCAAAGCUGCAAACAAAUCAAGGAGUCCCAAGAAGAGGCCACAGAUGGGCUGUAUUUUCUGGAGACGGGAGACGGUGAAGUCUACCAAACCUUCUGUGACAUGACCACCAAUGGAGGAGGUUGGACUCUGGUGGCCAGUGUCCAUGAGAACAACAUGUAUGGCAAGUGCACUGCAGGGGAUCAUUGGUCCAGCCAACAAGGGAGCAACUCCAAUAAUCCAGAAGGAGAUGGAAACUGGUCUAAUAAAGCUACCUUUGGGUCAGCUGUGGCCUCAACCAGUGAUGAUUACAAGAAUCCUGGCUAUUAUGACCUGGCAGCACAAGAUCUGGCUAUAUAGCAUAUUCCCAACAAAAACUCAAUGAAAGAAUGGCGGAACACCUCCCUUCUGAGAUACCGCACCGAAACUGGGUUCUUGGCUGCAGAAGGAGGUAACCUUCUCCGGCUUUACCAGAAAUAUCCUGUGAAAUUUGGAAUUGGUGGUUGCCCAGCUAACAAUGGCCCAGCGGUGCCUGUUGUCUACGAUGUGGGCAAUGCCCAGAAGACGGCUGAGUAUUACUCUCCAUAUGGGUGGGCUGAAUUCGAACCUGGCUUCAUUCAGUUCCGAGUGUUCAAUAAUGAGAGAGCAGCCAUGGCUCUCUGUGCUGGGGUUAAAGUCACCGGAUGCAACACAGAACAUCACUGUAUUGGCGGAGGAGGAUAUUUCCCAGAAGGAAAUCCUCGGCAGUGUGGGGACUUCACGGGAUUUGAGGGGCGUGGCUACGGGACACAUGGUGCCUGGAGCGCUUCUAAAGAGAUAACUGAAUCUGUUGUACUGCUCUUUUACCGUUGAUGGAUGGUGUCGUAGAAACAGGAGUACCGAGGGCACAGUCUUGAGCAUGAA
Messenger RNA from Eublepharis macularius, 1497 nucleotides. RefSeq names its product intelectin-1-like. The coding region runs from base 976 to 1446 and encodes 156 amino acids. The transcript is spliced from 9 exons. NCBI's taxonomy places the organism in Eukaryota, Metazoa, Chordata, Lepidosauria, Squamata, Eublepharidae. The record is from RefSeq and is a predicted model, not a curated record. Gene Ontology annotation, molecular function: oligosaccharide binding.